This is a messenger RNA of Coregonus clupeaformis (lake whitefish), 4683 nucleotides long. RefSeq names its product mitogen-activated protein kinase 8. Gene Ontology annotation, biological process: protein phosphorylation; JNK cascade. Gene Ontology annotation, cellular component: nucleus; cytoplasm. Bases 321 to 1592 code for a protein of 423 amino acids. Gene Ontology annotation, molecular function: JUN kinase activity; ATP binding. The record is from RefSeq and is a predicted model, not a curated record. NCBI's taxonomy places the organism in Eukaryota, Metazoa, Chordata, Actinopteri, Salmoniformes, Salmonidae. The transcript has 12 exons.
ACAUCGGUAUGAAAUGGCAGAAACUGCUUGUGUCACGGACACAAAGAUUAGGCUACGUAGUACACAUGUAUUUUGCAGAUCCAGGCCUGCCAGUGGAAGGAAACGCAGUGUAUUCAGAGGUUGUCCUACUAAGGAGAAAAUAAAUAAGAUCUUCAAAUAUUCUGCUGUAUAUUUCAACGGAAGACCAGAUUCCGCGGUUUGACAGUUUUGGAAUUUCUAACCCGUUCUUUUGGAGUGGGUUUCUUCUCCCUCUGUCUUAGGUCUUGAGACAGAACUUCCACUUGGAUGCCCAAAACACACACUUUUGUCCAGAUUUCAUCAUGAAUCGGAAUAAGCGUGAAAAGGAGUAUUACAGUUUAGACGUCGGGGAUUCCACUUUUACGGUUUUGAAGCGCUACCAGAAUUUAAGACCCAUAGGCUCCGGAGCACAGGGAAUUGUCUGCUCAGCAUAUGACCACAACCUUGAGCGAAAUGUUGCAAUAAAAAAACUCAGCCGACCUUUCCAGAACCAGACCCAUGCCAAAAGAGCUUACAGAGAACUGGUGCUCAUGAAAUGUGUCAACCAUAAGAACAUUAUCGGCCUAUUAAAUGUAUUCACGCCACAGAAGACGCUGGAAGAAUUUCAAGAUGUGUAUAUUGUGAUGGAGCUAAUGGAUGCCAACCUGUGCCAGGUGAUUCAGAUGGAGCUGGACCACGAGCGGCUGUCCUAUCUGCUCUACCAGAUGCUGUGUGGCAUCAAGCACCUUCACGCCGCGGGCAUCAUACACAGGGAUCUGAAACCCAGCAACAUUGUGGUAAAGUCAGACUGCACACUGAAGAUCCUGGACUUUGGAUUGGCCAGGACAGCGGCCACGGGCCUCCUGAUGACCCCGUAUGUGGUGACCCGCUACUACCGCGCCCCCGAAGUCAUCUUGGGCAUGGGUUACCAGGCCAACGUUGAUGUCUGGUCUAUUGGCUGCAUCAUGGCAGAAAUGGUCCGAGGUAGUGUGUUGUUCCCAGGCACAGAUCAUAUUGAUCAGUGGAACAAGGUGAUCGAGCAGCUAGGGACUCCAAGUCAGGAGUUCCUGAUGAAGCUAAACCAGUCGGUGAGGACUUACGUGGAGAACAGACCCCGCUUCGCCGGCUAUACCUUCGAGAAGCUCUUCCCCGACGUCCUCUUCCCAGCCGACUCGGAGCACAACAAACUGAAAGCAAGUCAAGCCAGAGACCUAUUAUCAAAGAUGCUGGUAAUAGAUGCAUCCAAACGGAUCUCUGUGAGCGAGGCUCUCCAGCACCCCUACAUCAACGUGUGGUAUGAUCCAACUGAAGUGGAGGCGCCCCCACCGCUGAUCACAGACAAGCAGCUGGAUGAGCGGGAGCACACGGUGGAGGAGUGGAAAGAUUUGAUAUACAUUGAGGUCCAGGACUGGGAGGAGAGAACAAAGAAUGGAGUGAUCCGGGGACAGCCAGCGUCUUUAGGUGCAGCAGUGAGCAGCAGCUUCCAGCAGCACCCUUCCGCGUCCUCCAUGUCCACCGACCCCACCCUGGCCUCAGACACGGACAGCAGCCUGGAGACGGCCUCUAACACGGACCCGCGGGGCUGCUGCAGAUGACCAUCACCAUGCCCUGGUCCCUGUCCCACCAGUCCCUCCGCUUGUCUUCAAUGGUGUGGAGUUUAGGCCAGUUUCGAUAUUUGUUUGUUAAAAAGAAAACUGAUUUUUUUCCCUUAAAGUACUACUACAGAGUCAUUUUUAUUACAUUUUAUUACUAUUUUUUAGUCCAGGCUGUAAUAUCAUUUUUAUUUUAUUUUAUUUUACUAAGAACUUUAUUUUUUCUCACUACGCUGCAGUUUUGGCUGAUGGGGAUAUUUUGAGAACAUCUGUAAAAGCUUUUUACAUGCUUUUAUUUUGUUUCUUUGAUUUUAGUGUCAUCUACUUUUAUUUCAAGCUACUGCUGUUUCAACUGACCAUAUCGAUGUGGAAUGAGUUUGUACAGAUUUUAUGGUGAAUAUAUCUUUUUAAAUUUUAGUUUGCAGUGAGCCAUUCUAACCAUCAUUUAAUUGAUACAUUUAUGAUUUUAGUACUCCCCUUCCGAAUAGUAAUAUUACUUUGUCUAUUCUAAUCUCUUUCAUAUGGAAUAUUGUUUAAUGCAUAUAUCCAUUGGGUUAGAUUUUGAAAUAUACUUUAGAUUUAUUUGUAUAAAAAGAACUGUUUUCCUCUUGUGGGUCACUACCUCCUUGUAAAAAAAAAAAAAGAAAGAAAAAAAAGAAGAAGAAAUCCUUUAUCAAACCACUUUCUUUUUGUUUAGUCUUAAAAUAUCUCAAAAUGCUGUUAGAUUCCUGAACCAUUUUCUCUUUUGGUAAGAGAAGACAGUGUUACUUUUUUGUUGUUGAAUUUUUGUCUGAAUUUUAUUUUCCGAUUUUAUGGGUGUUCCAGUGUAUGACGGAAAUGGCGCAGAUAGGUCCAGAAAGGAAACUAAGGAGCUUUUGAUAAUUGUCUUUAUUUGUCAGUGCUGAAGGCACUGCUUCCUCUGCACUGACAAGUUAUUCUACAGUGAUUAUUUUCUACAGGUUUACUCUUUCUUUGACAGUGGGGCUAUGUUGAACGCUAGGACUGAGAAAUAUGGUUGUACUGUACAGGUGUAUGCUGAGGAGCUUUGUAAGAAAAGGAUGUUACUAGUUAGAACACAUGACUUGAGACGGUUGAAGGUAUAUGAAGAAUGUGUUUGGAUUGAGUCCAAAACAGGGAUGUAGAGAGGGCUUGUGUUUGUGGUGAUGUUGGUUGUCUUUGGAGGGAUGGACAUUCUGCAGGCUUCAAGCGCAGAAACAAACUAUUUAAAGAAACAAGGUUCCUAAUCUGAUCUCAUGUUAUUUAUGUAAUAUAAGUGUACCGUCAGCUUGCAGUGUAUUGAACAUUUCAAAUUGGAAAAUGAGUGUACGAAAUGUAAGUAAUAAGCAGGAUCUCAGAGAAGAUAAUUGGCUGAACCCUUUGCAGAACUUGUAUGCAUGUGUGCACUAAAUCAAUUUCACCCUAUGCUUAGUACAUCACACAAUAGCUACAGAACCACCUCCAAAACCCAAGUGAAUCAAUGAUUCUGAACUGUAUGCAAUAAUGGUGUCCUUCCAGUGUUUUUCUUUAUUUAUUUGGCUUUUAAAAGGAAAAAGUGCCUGUAGUUUGUCAAGCAUUCAUUCCUGAGUAUCUAGGAAGAGGAUGAGGAGUCAUGGUGUUUCGAGGUUAAUAACGGUUCCUGAUAAUGACUAUAGUAGUUUCCACAAGUAAGUCAAUCACAUUUGAGGCGGUUAUCAUAAAUGUUUUGUAAAUUUUUCUACGGCAUUGGUAAGUCUCCAACUUUAGGGUCAAUGUUCUGUAAAGAGAAUGAUGUUUGCUUCAGAAUAUUUUAGCUCAUACGUUUGAAAUUAUUUAAAAAAGUGGCAGUUCUAUCAAAGUAGGUCUUUCAUCAAAGUAAAAUACUUUUAAAAAAAUAACACUGAAUGGUAGGCGUGUAUGGUUUGCGGCUCCACUUUGCAUAAUGAGAAUGUGCUUGAUGAUUUUAGGAGAGAAAUUAUCAUACUGUUUUGCCUAAUUUCCUCAAUAUUAAACCACAUUUAUUUGCGCUGAAUGGUAACUGUGGCAGUGUAGCUGUUAUGCGGUGGCGUUGAAGAAUGCCUGUGCUAAAUUAUGGAGUUGUUUCAGAACGUAAAAUGCCAUGUAGUGGAUCAUUUGGGAACAUGACGUGUUGUUGAUUGGUCGAAGGGGAAGGUAUGCAGAAUAACAGCCAAUCAUAUGUAUCCAUUAUUAUAGUACCUGUGUUAUAAUUCAUAAUUAUAAUAACUUUUUUGUUAUUUUAAGUGCUCUUAUGUUUCUUAACCCAGCAUUAUUAGGGAUACAUUCGGAAUUGUUUGACUUUCUGUGGCUUUUUGCUUUUGUAUCACAUCUCUCAAUUGUAAUCGUGAUUUUAAGUAGGCUUUGAUGAACUACCUCACACUAAAUUUCUACAAGUUCUUGGAUACUUAGUUGCCCACAUGAUUAGCUAUCGAAGACGUGUGAAUACAGAUUCCGUUAUUUAUUUAUUUGAAAGUGUACUAUUGUCAAUGUUAGGAAACUUCUAGUUGUAUACGGUGUGUACUUCACCUAGAAGUAAAGAGAAUUGUUUAUGUAAAUGUCAUUCCCCCCCUCUCUUUCCCUCUUUUAGUUUUUACAGUUCAUGUGCAAUACCUUCUGCAAAUUAUGCUAGUAGUGAACUAAGUGAUGGAUCUAGCCCAUGUUAGUUUGUAUGUUUCUGAAGGUAGAGAAAUGUUUGGUACUGUCAAUCCAUGUUUUCCUUUUUUAUGAAUUAGGAUGAUUCUUUGUGACUUUAAUCUACGAUGUUAUGUAAUCAGUCCUAUACCAGUCCUUAAAAUAUUUGGCCAGAGGGAGCAGUGAGAGGGGGUUACAUCAUGCAUGGCCAAUAGAUUUUGAUUGGGGUAAGGCCAAAUAAUUAUAAAGAAAAUUUAAAAAGAUGACAAGUAAUGGCUAAAAACAAACUCGUGUAUAUAUAUAUAUAUAUGGUGCUGGUUUGUUAUGCAACUAGUUAAACAUUUCUGGCUCUGUGCAUCCUGACCGCAGCCAAUGAAAAGUGCACUACUAUAAUAAAUACACUGGGAUCUGAUGAUGCCAACUUAAAAACAAACAUGUACUGCAAAUAAAAGAAACAACAUUUGACUCA